AUGGGGGGGACCCACAUGCUGUUGCUGCUGUGGGUGACGGUGACAAUGGCCUCGGUGGUGGCCGGGGGGGGCCCCGGGGGGGGCUCGGUGCAGUUCCUGGCUGUGGGGGACUGGGGGGGGGUCCCGGACCCCCCGUUUGUCACCCCCCGGGAGGUGGCCACAGCGGCCGCGAUGGGACACGCGGCCACGGAGCUCGGAGCCGACUUCGUGCUCGCCCUCGGGGACAACUUCUACUACGAGGGGGUGCGGGACGAGUGGGACCCCCGCUUCCAGGACACCUUCGAGCGGGUGUUCACAGCCCCGGGGCUCCAGGCCCUGCCCUGGUUCGUCCUGGCCGGGAAUCACGACCACGCCGGGAAUGUCACCGCUCAGAUAGCCUAUGGGCACCGGUCCCCGCGAUGGCACUUCCCCCAUUACUACUACAGCCUUCGCCUGUCGCUGCCGGGCACGAACGCGUCGGCGCGGCUGCUGGUGCUGGACACGGUGCUGCUGUGCGGGGGGGCCGAUGACUUCGGCGCGGGGGGAGCCCCGCGGGACGCGGCGGCGGCGGCGGCGCAGCUCUCGUGGCUGCGGGAGCGCCUGGCGGCGGCGCGGCGGGACCGCUUCGUGCUGGUGGCCGGGCACUACCCGGUGUGGUCCGCGGGGGAGCACGGCCCCAGCGCCUGCCUCCGCCGGGACCUGCGCCCGCUGCUGCGGCGCCACCGCGUCACCGCCUACCUCUGCGGGCACGACCACAACCUGCAGUUCCUAUGGGAGGGGGGGGUGGGCUACGUGGUGAGCGGGGCCGGGAACUUCAUGGAGGGGUCCCAGCGGCACGGGGGGGCCGUGCCCCCCGGCUCCCUCCGCUUCUUCUAUGGGGCCCCCGAGUCCCCCGGGGGCUUCGUCCACGUGCGCCUGGAGCCGGCCGCGGCCACCGUCACCUUCCUGGAGGCCACCGGCCGCGUCCUGCACCGCGUGGUGCUGCCACCGCGACACCCCUGAACACCCCCGUAUAACCCCCCCCGAGCACCCCCCGCAUAACCCCCUGAACCCCCCCCUUAUACCCCCCCAAUACCCCCACUGAGCCCCCCCCGUAUAACCCCCCCCUGAACCCCCCCGCAUACCCCCCUGAGCACCCCCCGUAUAAUCCCCUGAACCC
Messenger RNA from Strigops habroptila (Kakapo), 1138 nucleotides. RefSeq names its product acid phosphatase 5, tartrate resistant (gene ACP5). Lineage: Eukaryota; Metazoa; Chordata; Aves; Psittaciformes; Psittacidae. The transcript has 5 exons. The coding region runs from base 1 to 981 and encodes 326 amino acids. Gene Ontology annotation, molecular function: ferrous iron binding; ferric iron binding; acid phosphatase activity. Gene Ontology annotation, biological process: bone resorption. The record is from RefSeq and is a predicted model, not a curated record.